Pseudocercospora fijiensis CIRAD86 is the source of this 1445-nucleotide messenger RNA. RefSeq lists its product as uncharacterized. The transcript has 3 exons. The record is from RefSeq and is a predicted model, not a curated record. NCBI's taxonomy places the organism in Eukaryota, Fungi, Ascomycota, Dothideomycetes, Mycosphaerellales, Mycosphaerellaceae. Gene Ontology annotation, biological process: lipid homeostasis. Bases 54 to 1196 code for a protein of 380 amino acids. Gene Ontology annotation, cellular component: membrane; endoplasmic reticulum.
CAUAUAUACACCGGCGACCAUGACCCGAUAGCCAGAUCUACUCACCAAAAAUCAUGAAGGACCCCUUUCCCAUCCCGCCGCCAGCGUGGCUCAUGUCCACGACCCAACCUCUUGCCGACCUGCUUGCCCUCCCAACUCUACCUCUCCACGCACACGAGGUCCUAUUUGCCUUGCUGCUGUAUACCUCCAUACAGACCGUAAUCUCGCCUUUUGUCAGCUCGCGCGUCUUUCCGGAAAGAUAUAAGAACUUCAACAAGCGAACACGAAUCAACUGGGACGUGCAUGUGGUGUCCUUCUUUCAGUCAACCCUCAUCAGUGCUUUGAGCUUAUACGUCAUCUGGUAUGAUGAGGAGAGGAAGGACCUUCGGCCAAGAGAAAGGUGGGAAGGUCGCGUAUGGGAGUACACAGGCAUGAGUGGCAUGUGCCAGAGCUUUGCGCUGGGAUACUUCCUAUGGGAUCUGGUCAUGUGCAGUUGGCAUGUUGACAUUUUCGGUGUGGGCAUGCUGGCUCAUGCUGUCAGCGCUGUGUCAGUUUUCGCUCUCGGAUACCGACCAUUUAUUUACUUCUAUGCCCCCAUAUUCCUGCUUUACGAACUCUCCUCACCCUUCUUGAACAUCCAUUGGUUCUGCGAUAAGCUCGACCUCACUGGAUCACCUGUUCAGGCUAUUAACGGAGUCUUCUUGGUUGGCACCUUCUUCGGCUGUCGCUUGCUCUGGGGCAACAUUUCAUCUUUCUGGGUGUUCUAUGAUGCCUUCCAUGCUCAUUUCUCCACCACAGACCUGCUGCAGAUAUAUAGAGAUGAGCAGGGUCAAAGAUUAGCUUUCGCAGGAGAGCAGAACGUGCCAAUGUGGCUUGCCCUGGUCUACCUCGCAAGCAAUUUGACCCUCAAUUCGCUCAACAUCUUCUGGUUCGGCAAGAUGAUUGAGACUAUCAGAAAGAGGUUUGAUCCACCAUUUGGCACGAAAGGAACCUCUGAUGAUGACGCACACGACGCCUCGGCUGGAACGGACCCCACGACUCAGCUUUACAGCAAGCCAAAAGGCAGCGUCAAGAAAGCUCGUGAAAUAGCCGAAAAGGCAAUGGGUGAGCCUGUGGCAUCAGAAGAGCACAUUCAGAUUCAGAGGGCGACCCGUGGAGACAGCAAGAGUGUUGAAGUCAGCGGGCAGAGGACCUUGAGGACAAGGCGGAAGGCUUAGUACUCCGUCGCCAUUGCCUUGGGUAUUAUGCUUUUGGAGGCCAUUGUGAUUCCAUGUUCGGCUUGGGUUCUUAGAACACCGCAAGGAGAAUCUUUUGCUUAGUUGUUUUGGGCAAGCGAGGAGUACAUCCGGAUUCAGCGAUUUGACAUAAAUCACUCACAUUAUGCACAUAUUAGGAGAGCAUGGGCUAUGAUUGAUGAGAGGUAUGCAGAGUACUCGUAGCCGAGCCUAAUAACAUGACUUUGAAUG